Messenger RNA from Branchiostoma floridae (Florida lancelet), 2012 nucleotides. Its product is annotated as IgGFc-binding protein-like. Lineage: Eukaryota; Metazoa; Chordata; Leptocardii; Amphioxiformes; Branchiostomatidae. The coding region runs from base 18 to 1538 and encodes 506 amino acids. The transcript is spliced from 10 exons. The record is from RefSeq and is a predicted model, not a curated record.
GUACAGUCGAGACCACAAUGACGCGUAUGGUUCUGUCUCUGGUGGUCCUGUCAACCUGUAUCUGCUGCCUUCCAGCUGCUCGAGACAACAAGGGCACUGAGUUCAUCCUAACAUUUCCGGAAAACGUCAACAGAAUCCAACACAACCCCAAACUGUUCAUCUCCUGUCCACAUCACAGCGGGGCGACUGUUACUAUCACUACACCUUCUAAUGGCGUCAGUACCACAGUACAGGUGACUUAUGGACAGGUGAAGCAGGUGGAAUUGGAUCGUGUAGCUGUGGAACUCCGCGGCAGUGUUAAGAGCGACAAGGCCGUUCACGUCACGUCUGAUGUGGAGAUCGUGGUGUACGGAAUAUUUGCAGAAAGAAGGAGUACUGACGCCUUCCUGGCCCUCCCCACUGACGUGUUGGGGACCGAGUACUUCACACCUUGUACAAGCGUCAGAGGGGCCAUGCCUGCAGAGUUCGGAGUGGUCGGUGUCCAUGACGGGACGACCGUCACCAUUGUCCCCAGCCAACCCGUGACGUUCGACGGACAAAACUACGCCGCAGGACAGACGUUCUCUGUGGGACUGGACCGGUUUGAGACACUUCAGGUACAGGCGACUGAGGACCUGACCGGUUCAGAGAUCACGGCUGACCAGCCAGUAGCCGUGCUGAGCGGAAACAUGUUUGCUAGCUGUAAGCCUAUUGGGCAGGAACAGGGAGGGAGUGGUGACCACAUAGUGGAGAUGAUCCCACCCGUGGACACCUGGGGGAAGGAGUUCGUCACCGUGCCGCUGACCAAGCUCACAGGCGGCGACCUGUUCCGUGUAGUAGCCGCCAGGGACAAUACACUGGUCGCCGUUACCAAUGAGGGCACAAAUACUUUAAAUGCCGGGGAAUUCUGGGAGUUUGAUGUUCCAUCUGACGAGUACAGACACGUGACCAGCAGCGAGCCAGUCUUGUUGGUUCAGUACAGUAAAUCUAAACAGUCUGACUCAGGGGACCCGUUCAUGAUGGUCAUCCCGCCUGUGGCCCAGUUCGAGACAGAGUACACCUUUGCUACGGUUGAGCUCAUUUAUGACCAGAAGGAAACCACUCAUCACGUCAACUUAAUCAUAAGGUCGUCUAACAAAGCUGGUCUCCUAUUGGAUGGACAGCGGUUGCCUAGCGACACCGUCUGGCAUGACGUACCUGGGACCGACUACGUAGCCGCACAACUGGAUAUUUCUGCAGGCACCCACACAGCGAGACACCUAUCUCCAAAUGUUAACAUCGGUCUAUUUAGUUAUGGCUUCACUCACACAGAGUCGUAUGGCUAUCCCGGUGGCCUCCGGCUGUCCCGGAUCGCCGCCUCGUGCAGCACCACCACCCCCGUCCCCGCCGACCGUGUGGACAACGACUGUGACGGACGUGUGGACGAAGAGCUGCUGAACGGCAUUGAUGAUGACGGCGACGGUCUGAUCGAUGAAGACAUGGCGAUCGGUAACUGUGCUGACAACAGGGACCAGUACAGGACGUGCCUACAGAACCGGUGCAGGAACCUGGUGCCUUAAUCUGUCUUGGUGUAUUUGAGGGGAUUUGGACUUAUUGUCCGAUAAAGACAGACAAAUAAAUUACACAUAAUAGUGACAGUUGCUAAAACGUCAAUUGCAUAAGACGUCAACAUAACAUUAUCCAUAAAAAGUAUGCAAUUCAGCCUGGGGCUGAGAUAUACUUUCAUAGCUUUUGAGGAUAAUAAUAUUAAUAAAACAUCCAUUCAUUUAUUCAUUCAUUCAGGUAGCUGUUGUGUAUGUUAUGUUUGUGUUAUGUAAGUACAUAGCAACGUAUAUUGUUUGUAGUUUGUAGCACCAUUACACGUAACGAAGUCAUUGAACUUCCAAAUUUGUCCAUACCUCAUUUGCCAUUGUGAGGUUAGGACUACGUCACUUGAUGCAACUGACGUAUCGCUGAGUUGGUCUAUUUCUUUGCAAUCCAGUGUGUUUUUCUCCUCUUCUUGGUAGUUAGUUGUAACACGCUAUGUCAAUCUG